UCUCUCUGUCCUGGCUAUCUUUUUUUUGCCUUUUGUCAGAGGCGAUUUGGUAACUGCAGCUUUGGGCGACACGGUGAAGCUGUCAUCACAGGUUAACUGUGGAGAGGGAACCGCGGAGCUGGUCAGGAGGCUGAGAGAUGACUCCUCUGUUCGGAUGGCCGCCUCGGUUGACGGAGUUCUGCAGCCGGUAGAAGAAUACAGUUUACGGCUGAACAUCUCCUCAUCGGGUAUUUUCCUCAAGAAUGUCAACUACAACGACAACGGACAUUAUGAGAUCAUCUGUGGAGGCAAUAUGCGCAUCAUCCAGCUGAAGGUCGUCUUUAUCUCCAGCAUUCCAGCGGCUGAAGGUGAAACAACAAAACUUUCCUGCUUCUCUUUAACUCAGGAUGUGAAGUUUGUUCAGUGGGAAACUAACGGGCAGCGUGUGAUUAGAGUGGAUCACUUUGGUAACGUCGAAUAUGGAGGAAGAUUCACAGACCGUGUGUCUUUGUCACCGGACUGGCGGUCAGUGGGGGAUCUGUCGCUGAUCCUGAAGCGGGUCCAGCUGGAGGAUCAAGGGGAUUAUUACUGCUAUGUCCAGAAGGACUCUGAAGAGAGAGGAGACCCUGCUGCAUGGAGACUGAGGGUCCAGCAGGAGCGACCGAGCAUUAAAACCUCCACCACUCAGCCUCAACUCACCCAAAGACCCCCUGCGCAUAAGGAACCUUUGUGCAUUGACAUUCCUGUCUUCAUUAUCAUUACUGUCUUGACUCUGGUGGUUUCUGCUCCUUUGUGUAUCUGGAUUGGAUGGAGCCUUCGGUCUCAUAAAUCAAAGGAGGUGGAGAACUGUCUUCGUAUGAAAUGCUGGAACAGAGAAGGCCGCUCUCCAGACCAGGAAGCCUCAACUGGCCUCUUCACCAAAUAAAUUAAAAUAAUCUGCUGUCUGUUUAUUGUAUUUUAUGUGGAGAACUGUCUUCGUAUGAAAUGCUGGAACAGAGAAGGCCGCUCUCCAGACCAGGAAGCCUCAACUGGCC
Molecule: messenger RNA, 1013 nt
Organism: Poecilia reticulata (guppy)
Lineage: Eukaryota; Metazoa; Chordata; Actinopteri; Cyprinodontiformes; Poeciliidae
Cellular component (GO): membrane
Source: RefSeq, a predicted model, not a curated record